GAUAACAUAAAAGCCCACAUGAAAAUUGCUCCAUUCUCAACCAGAAAAAGAUCCCUACUUUGAACACUUCUCACUCAGAAAUCAUUCAUUUCAUCCAUCAACCAUGGCUUCCUCAAUUGCAGCAACCCCUGCUCUCACUUUAUCUUCAGCUUUAUCCCAAGAAUUCAACUCUAUCAUCCCUUCUUCUGUUUCUUCUUCCACCAAGCCUUAUCCACUCUGUUUUAAUCCCGCCAAGAGCAUUUCCCUUUUCCCGUUAGUGCUUCAGUCCAGAGGAAGAAGACCCUCAUUCGGCCAUUGGGUUUCAAAUGAUGGGUCCUUGUCAAAAUCUUCUUCUACGGUGGUGGCGGCAGUGGCUGAGGUCACCGAGGAGGUGGAGCAAGAGGGUGGGGAAGACGAUGCCGGUGGCGGUGUGGCCGUCGCCGCCCCUACUACCAAGCCUAAGAAAGGAAAAGCUGCUCUUCCUCUAAAAAGAGAUAGAACUAGGUCCAAGAGAUUCUUGGACAUACAGCAACUGAGAGAAAUCAAGAAAGAAUACGAUUUGGCAACAGCAAUAUCACUACUCAAGCAAACAUCGAAGACCAAAUUUGUAGAAACUGCUGAAGCACAUUUCCGUCUGAAUAUUGACCCAAAAUAUAAUGAUCAACAGCUCAGAGCUACUGUGAAUUUACCCAAGGGAACUGGGCAAACAGUUAAAGUCGCGGUUCUUACUCAAGGUGAAAAGUUCGAUGAAGCGAAAAGUGCAGGUGCUGACAUUGUUGGUGGAGAGGACUUGAUAGAACAGAUUAAAGGAGGAUAUAUGGAUUUUGACAAGUUGAUCGCAACACCGGAUAUGAUGCCUAAGGUUGCUAGUCUUGGAAGAAUUUUGGGACCUCGAGGACUAAUGCCAAAUCCAAAAGCCGGAACUGUGACCACAAAUAUACCACAGGCGAUUGGGGAAUUCAAGAAGGGAAAAGUUGAAUACCGAGCAGAUAAAACUGGGAUUGUUCACUUACCUUUUGGAAAAGUAAAUUUUUCAGAGGAAGAUCUAAUUGAGAACUUCCUUGCUGCUGUGAAAUCAGUGGAAGCAAACAAACCAUCUGGUGCCAAAGGUGUCUACUGGAAAAGUGCUCAUAUAUGUUCAUCCAUGGGACCUUCUAUCCGGUUAAACAUAAGGGAAAUGCUAGACUACAAGCCUCCGUCCAAGGUAUAAGGAACACACCAGAACCUGUAAAUUGUAUCUUCUAACAUCUAUCAGCUGUUCGGGAGCUUUGCUAAGAGAUUCAGUUUCAUAGAUGAAGAUAGGAUAUAAAGGUAGCAUGAAGAGCAAAGUUUUCGAUGAGCCCUUGAAUUUUGUCUUUUGUUCAAGAAGCUGAUAUGCUCGUCUUGACUAUGAAUCAAUCUUGUAAUAUUCCUUGUGUAAUACCAUCAUCAAUUGCAGUAUUGUCUAAGCCGUUAGCUUUUUCCGAAACAGGUGAUUUAGAUUCCCUUGUUUAUCUGAUGAGUGAAUUGAUGUGUGAAGAAUUCAUAUGCUUAUUCUCCAAUCUGAAAAUUAGUUCAAGUUUCCCAUUUCGAAUGGUUGGUCUACACAAC
This is a messenger RNA of Oldenlandia corymbosa var. corymbosa, 1569 nucleotides long. NCBI's taxonomy places the organism in Eukaryota, Viridiplantae, Streptophyta, Magnoliopsida, Gentianales, Rubiaceae. The record is from the annotation of a GenBank genome assembly.